Messenger RNA from Python bivittatus (Burmese python), 2592 nucleotides. The record is from RefSeq and is a predicted model, not a curated record. Lineage: Eukaryota; Metazoa; Chordata; Lepidosauria; Squamata; Pythonidae.
UGCAACUUUUGCAAACUACUCCCAGGCAGAAGCUCUUACCCCAGACUUUGCUCUUCAUCUUAGAUUUCACUAGCAAAUAAGAUUUCUUUCUUUCUUUCUUUCUUUCUUUCUUUCUUUCUUUCUUUCUUUCUUUCUUCACUUAAACUUAGUCUGCAGAGCUUCAGAGUCACAUUGUUUUAGCACAAAAUAAAAAUAAUGAAAAUGAUUCCCAUUUUCAAGAAAAUAUCUUUUCCUGAGUUCUACCUUGUGUUUUGUUAUUUUGAUCUGGUACUGCUUGGCUUUAUAACUUGGGCUCUCCCCAUGGAGGACCAGGAUUACUACCUACAAGAAAUCAUCAAUAGGAAUCAUUAUUAUUCUUUUCCGGAUCCCAAUGAGGAAUUGUCACCUUUCACAGAACGACCAAGAGAAAAAGUCUUGAAACCCUCUGCAGAAAUAGAGGAAUCUCCAAGAUUCAAACCAGGCAAGAAAGAAUUCAGAUCAAAGAAAACUAUCAAACCAAGAAAGGAUAAAUCAACUCUGGAGACUCCACCAGCUAAAAAUGGCAACAAGAAAGGUGAGAAAAACAAGAAGAGCAAUGAAAGAACACCAGACGGCGACUAUGAAAGGCGAAGCACUGGUGACAACAGCAGGGAAAGUUGUCCUCCACUAGGUCUUGAAACUUUAAAAAUUACUGAUUUUCAGCUCCAUGCUUCUACAGUGAAGCGAUACGGCCUGGGAGCUCACAGAGCACGGUUAAAUAUUCAGGCAGGUAUUAAUGAGAAUGAUUUUUAUGAUGGUGCUUGGUGUGCAGGACGGAAUGAUCCCUACCAAUGGAUUGAAGUAGAUGCUCGCAGACUAACAAAGUUCACAGGAGUUAUUACACAGGGAAGAAAUUCUCUUUGGCUGAGUGACUGGGUAACAUCUUACAAAGUUAUGGUGAGCAAUGACAGUCAUGAAUGGAUUGCUGUCAAAAAUUAUUCUGGAGACAUGAUUUUUGAAGGCAACAAUGAAAAGGAGAUUCCAGUCCUUAAUGAAUUGCCAGUACCCUUUGUUGCACGUUACAUUCGUAUAAACCCUCAAUCGUGGUAUGAGGAAGGAAACAUAUGCAUGAGACUUGAAAUCCUAGGUUGCCCCCUCCCAGACCCAAAUAAUUAUUAUCAUAGAAGAAAUGAAAUGACUACAACAGACAACCUAGAUUUCAAGCAUCAUAAUUACAAAGAAAUGAGGCAGCUGAUGAAGGUGAUAUAUGAGAUGUGUCCAAAUAUCACAAGAAUUUACAAUAUUGGAAAAAGUCAUCAAGGGCUAAAGCUGUAUGCUGUUGAAAUAUCAGACAACCCUGGAGAACACGAAGUUGGUGAACCUGAAUUUCGGUACAUGGCAGGGGCUCAUGGGAAUGAGGUGCUUGGGCGUGAGCUACUGCUUCUGUUAAUGCAGUUUAUGUGCCAAGAAUAUCUUGCUGGGAAUCUGCGCAUUAAGCGUCUCAUUGAGAAUACUAGAAUUCACCUUCUUCCUUCAAUCAAUCCAGAUGGAUAUGAAAAGGCCUAUGAAGGGGGUUCUGAAUUAGGAGGCUGGUCUUUAGGACGAUGGACUCAGGAUGGUAUUGAUAUCAACAAUAACUUCCCAGAUUUAAAUACACUCCUCUGGGAGUCCGAAGAUCGGAGAAGGCUUCUGAGAAAGGUCCCAAAUCAUCAAAUUCCAAUUCCAGAAUGGUAUCUAUCUGAAAAUGCUACAGUGGCAGUUGAAACACGAGCUGUGAUAGCAUGGAUGGAAAAGAAUCCUUUUGUGCUUGGAGGGAACUUACAGGGAGGCGAGCUUGUAGUUGCCUAUCCCUAUGAUAUGGUCCGGUCAGUCUGGAAGACACAGGAGCACACACCUACUCCAGAUGACCACGUGUUUCGAUGGCUGGCCUAUUCGUAUGCCUCUACUCACCGACUAAUGACAGAUGCUCGGCGAAGGGUAUGCCAUACGGAGGAUUUCCAGAAGGAAGACGGAACAGUAAAUGGAGCUUCCUGGCAUACUGUGGCGGGAAGCAUAAAUGACUUUAGCUAUCUACAUACAAAUUGUUUUGAACUAUCUAUAUAUGUUGGCUGUGAUAAAUAUCCUCAUGAAAGUGAAUUACCAGAAGAAUGGGAAAAUAACCGGGAAUCACUUAUUGUUUUCAUGGAGCAGGUGCAUCGUGGAAUUAAAGGCAUAGUCAGGGAUCAACAUGGGAAGGGAAUUCCAAAUGCCAUUAUUUCCAUAGAAGGUGUUAACCAUGAUGUCCGCACAGCAAACAAUGGAGAUUAUUGGCGGCUUCUAAAUCCAGGAGAAUAUGUGGUUAGCGUAAAAGCAGAGGGCUAUACCACUUCCACCAAAAAUUGUGCUGUAGGAUAUGACAUGGGUGCAACCCAAUGUGACCUCACCAUCAGUAAAACCAACUUGGCCAGAAUCAAAGAGAUCAUGGAAAAAUUUGGAAAGCAGCCGAUCAGCCUGUCACUUCGACGGCUCAGACAGCGAGCAAGGCAGAGACGCCAGCAGUAUAGACUUCUUUCUGCAAUGAUCACUCUGCAAGUGAUUUUAACAUGGUGUCAGAAAAUCAACAAUCUGGUGGACAUAAAGGUUUCCAAAGAGUAA